AUGAAAGAUGGAGCAUACACAAGUUUACAUUUCAGUAACCCAAAUCAAGCAAUCUAUAUAGAAAAAUGGAAACAUCAACCAUUAACAUUCGAUGAUAUAGAAAUCCCACCACAAUCAAAAAAUUCAAAUCAACAACAAUCAAUAACCAACUCACAUAAUCACCAUAAUAAUCAUCAAAAUUUAUUAAAUCAUCCAGAUUUUUUUGAUGAAGUUGAUGAUCAUUCAAUGAUUCAGAAAGAUAAUUUUCAAAAUACUUUUGGUAAUAAUUCAAUAAGUUCCAAGAUAUUAAAGAGGCAACAAUUACAAUUAAAUAAAUUUAUUGAUUUAAAAUAUAAUUUUGAAAUUUUUAAAUUAAAAAAUCAACAAUUGCUGAAUAAUAUUGGUGAAGAUGAUAAAGAUUUACAAAAAUUUAAAGAUUUGACUAUUUUACCUAAUGUUAUUAAUAGAUAA
Lodderomyces pseudojiufengensis is the source of this 450-nucleotide messenger RNA. RefSeq names its product Cta6p (gene CTA6). The record is from RefSeq and is a predicted model, not a curated record. The transcript has a single exon. Bases 1 to 450 code for a protein of 149 amino acids. Lineage: Eukaryota; Fungi; Ascomycota; Pichiomycetes; Serinales; Debaryomycetaceae.